AAAUUCUCUUGUUCAACGUGAACCACGACGAGCAGGAGGCCACAGACGAUGACCUCGACACCCCCUCCUUCAUCUCAUUUCGUCAUUCCAGUAAUUCCACAUAUUCCAACAUCUUCAGGGUCGCGUCAUCGAGGCUCCAUUGGCUCUUCAUUCUCUUUCGGUCCCCAGAAUCUCAUCGACUCAUACAACGACGCGAACUCGAGCUAUUCUCGUAAUCAAUCUCUUGCCCUCGACCCAAAUCGCUCUAUACUCCAAGUCUCUCCGUUGAAAUCCUCUCCACAACAUCAUCGGAAGCCGAAAGAUAGUGCAAGUCGCCACCCACACCCGCUCGCAAACGACACUACUGGUAUAUUUCAAGACUCAGAGGAUGAUGCUGACGACGAAGAUGAGUACGAGUGGGGAAUGGUCGAUAGGAUGAGGCUAUGGAGACACGAUGCUCUGAUGCAACAUCUUUACGAAACAGCGGCGUUCUGGGGGGAUAAGAUCCUGAGCUGGACCAACGAUCCGAACGACGCGUUCUGGCUCGCACAGACUUAUUUUAUGCAACACCAAUACUCGCGGGCUGAACGAUUACUUACUCGUCCAUUUUCAACUUCACCUCCUCGACAACCAUCCACUCCUCCUCUCAACUUAACCAAUGGCAAUAUAUCACAUCUGCACUCACAUAAAGGGAAAGGGCGCGAACAAGAUCUUCUCUCGUCCACUGUGUCUAUCUCCCGAUUACCUAUGGGACCAACUGGCCCAUUAGACAUUCCAGAUGAUGGAACUAUUUCGAGACUGGUGGAUAUGAGUGUCGCAUGUCGUUACUUGGCUGCUCAGUGCCAAGUACGUCAAGGAAGCUGGGCAGCAGCUACAGAAAUGUUGGGAGAGGCUAAUCCAUUCCGUGACUCUGGCCGCAGUGGUCCCACAGUACCGAAUAUUGAUGGGGGCAUCAAAAUAGAGGCCUCAAUGUGCCACUUACGAGGGUUGUUAAUGAUCAAAAUGAACAAAGCCGAUCAGGCAAAGAAUUGCUUCAUGGAGGCGCUGGCGUUGGAUGUCAAAUGUUAUGACGCGUUUGAGCAAUUAGUGAGCGGAGAGAUGCUGUCACCGGAGGAAGAGUGGGAAUUCGUGCAGGGCCUCUCUUACUCGUCACAAACACCGCAAGAUGCUUCUUUCAUCCAGUUAAUUUACACGACACGCUUAAGGAAAUACAAGCACGCGGAGGAACAAGCUUUAACACGCAAAAGACUGGUUGAUGAGUACGGACUUGGUGAUAACCCGGACCUUCUCUACAGUUUCGCUGAUGCAUUGUAUACUAACUUUCGUUGGUCGGAUUGUUUUAUCAUUACGACUCGUAUCCUGAGCCUCGUCACGAUACAUAACCCGACCAUGCCAUUACAUCUCGCCUGCAUGUAUCACCUCAAGCAUCUCCACUCAAAACUCUUCCUGCUUGCCCAUGAAAUGGUUGAUCGCGAGCCUGAAAACCCCAUUAGCUGGUAUGGCGUUGGGAUCUGGUACUUGAGCCAUAAGAAUUGGGUCAGCGCGCGACAGUACUUUAGCAAAACCUCGCUCAUGGAUCCGCGGUUUGGCCCCGCUUGGAUAGCGUUCGGACACACUUUCUCGAAUGAGGGUGAACAUGACCAUGCAGUCACAGCGUAUUCUACGGCAGCACGGAUGUUUCCAGGAUCCCACAUCCCGCUGACAUUUGUUGGAAUGGAACAAAUCGUACUUUCAAACUACAAAUUAGCGGACGAGGCGCUUACUGCCGCUCACUCGAUGUGUGACGGAGAUUCCCUGUUGUAUAAUGAACGGGGCGUGAUGGCAUAUAACCACGGAGAAUACAAAGCAGCGGCAGCACUCUUUGAAAAGGCAUUGUCCUUAGCUGAAGUCACGCAGAGUUCGCAACAGUCCUGGACGACAACCUAUAUCAACUUGGGGACUUGUUAUCGCCGACUAAAACGUUACGCUGAGGCGCGGGACACCUACCGGAAGGUACUGGCACUCGAUCCCCGGCAAUCGCUCGCGCUUGGGUUUUUAGGCCUCGUUCACCAUCUCACAGGUGAUCUUGAAAACGCCAUUGUCAAAUACCAUGAGGCACUUUCUGUGGACCCUAUCAACGCAUAUAUCAUGGAACUGCUUGAUAUCGCGUUGGAUUCAGCAUCUACGCUCCCUUUGCAGGAGGCUGGUACGGCUAAAACAAAAGAACAAAUCAAGGUUCAAGCGGGCCGCUUGGAGGACAAAUAUGCCCGAGCCAUGCCUGAAGCGAAAGAAAUUCUGAAAAAAGUAGUAUAUGGUUGAUGGGACCUGAGUCGGAAAGCUCUGGAACUUGGAAUGAACGCGUUGGUCGGACGUGCAGUCGCCAAGAAGGUCAUGUCUGUACGGAUUCUGGCAAUGCUUGACACAUAUUCUAUCGGUGGUUUUCCAACCUCCCCGAAGCAAACUUUGAGAACGUUUGUUUUGAUAAUUUUGUAGUACUUCUUGGCAACGAGAAGUGGGUAAUCGAAUUCAACGAACGAAGGCA
Molecule: messenger RNA, 2500 nt
Organism: Marasmius oreades (fairy-ring Marasmius)
Lineage: Eukaryota; Fungi; Basidiomycota; Agaricomycetes; Agaricales; Marasmiaceae
Exons: 11
Coding region: 49-2277 (742 amino acids)
Biological process (GO): cell division
Molecular function (GO): protein binding
Source: RefSeq, a predicted model, not a curated record